This is a messenger RNA of Trematomus bernacchii (emerald rockcod), 2022 nucleotides long. It is a transcript of the gene arhgap28, whose product is annotated as Rho GTPase activating protein 28. Gene Ontology annotation, biological process: regulation of actin filament polymerization; regulation of small GTPase mediated signal transduction; negative regulation of stress fiber assembly. Gene Ontology annotation, molecular function: GTPase activator activity. Gene Ontology annotation, cellular component: cytoplasm. NCBI's taxonomy places the organism in Eukaryota, Metazoa, Chordata, Actinopteri, Perciformes, Nototheniidae. The record is from RefSeq and is a predicted model, not a curated record.
AUGCUGUCCCCCCCCACUUCCUCCUCCGCCCCCCCUCACGUUGUGACCUCUGACCCCCGCCACGUUACCAUGGAGACGUACUGGAGGGAGGUGAAAAGCAUUGAGGAGGAAAAAGAAGGAGAAGAAGAAGAAGAGGAAGAGGAAGAGAGGAAGAGUAUGGACGAGGUGGAGCUGGAGGAGGCGUGGCUUACAGAGGCGGGACUCUCCUCUCUGUUUACGGGCUCGUCCUAUCAGGAGGCGUCUCCCCCGGCGGAGGCGCUGCUCUCCACGUUGUCACGGCAACAAGCUGCAACGGUGAGGAAGAGGCUGGACAACUACAACGAGACGCUGAAGCUGAGGAACCGGCAGCCAAUCAGAGACGUGCGGGACGUCUUCACUGAGCCUGACGAUGAGUCAGCAGAAAGAAGCCCCUCCCCCCCCGCUCACCACAUCGAGUCACAGCCGGGUCGAUACCACACCUCCACCAAGACCAUCCACCGAAACCCUCACACAGUCCGACCGACUCUUCCUGCGUUCUUCUUUGAGGAUCAUCUACCAGAACACCCGUCCUCCCCCCCACACACACACACUCCGACACACACACACUCUCCGACACACACACACUCCCCCCCACACACACACUCUCCAACACACACACAUUCUCCAACACACACACACUCUCCAACACACACACACUCAUGGCCUGUGAGAUGGACGAGGCGAGCUGGUUGGCUGCUGAGGGACUCUCCGUACUCAGAGGGCGUGGCCGAACACAAACGGGGCGGGGCUUGUUGGGACUGCCUCCGUUUCCAUGGAGACGACAGUGAUGAACUGCAGUUCGUACCUGUCUCCCCCUCAGGUCUCACCUGUGCAGACGACCUCUCGUCAUGUGACCUGACGAGGCUCGGCUUCAUCUCUCACAUCGAGCUCCACACCUUCCUGUUGGCUCUGGGAGUUCAGACCAAACACAGCCGAGCGCCAAGACACAGGAGCAGAGAGGGGGGUGUGUUUGCUGUUCCUCUGGAGUCUCUGCUGGAGAACGACAGGAAGACGUGUCCUGGAGUCAAAGUUCCUGUCGUCUUUCAGAAGUUGUUGUGUAUCUUAGAGCAGACCGGCCUGCAGACAGAAGGGAUUCUCAGAGUACCAGGAUCAGCUGCUAGACUGAAGUACCUGCGCAGAGAGUUAGACAGGUGCAGCAGUGGAGGGUUCGACUGGUCGUCAGUGAGACAGGUGGACGCUGCAGGUCUGCUGAAGCUGUUCAUCAGAGAGCUGCCAACACCUCUGCUGACACACACACACCUGUCCACCUACCGCGCUGUGCUGGGUGUGUCCUCAGUGCUUCAUCAGGUUCAGGCUCUUCAGCUGCUGACGCUGCUGCUGCCCGAAGCUAACAGAGAGACUCUGAGAGUGCUGCUGGUCUUCCUGCGUCAGGUGGUCUCCCAUCAGGACCAGAACAGGAUGUCUCUCUGGAACGUUUCCAUGGUGAUGGCGCCUAACCUGUUCACCUGCCAUCGCCGUGGCAACAAGCGCUUCCUGUCCAAACAGCAGGAGGAGAUGGAGGAGGCGGUGGGGGGGGCUCACCUGGUCCGCCUGAUGGUCGCACACCUGGACGUCUUGUGGACCGUACCCACCUUCCUGUUGUCUCAGGUGAGGCAGAUGAACCAGGCGUCCAAUCAGAAGCAGCUCGGCCUGACGAAGGCCAAGAGACGACUUCUGAGGUGGACGAACCACAAGAACCACCAGAACCAGUGUGUGUGUGUGUAGAUCACAGAGUUGUGUGAAGGUGUGAUCAGGGUUCACGCCCCCUGCCACACUAAGGUCUCCAUGGCGAUACAGCUUGACGGACAGACGAGAGCCAGAGACGUGAUCGCCCGCUUCGAGUGUGACAACAGCUGUUCUGCUCAGCACCUUUAUGAAGUCGGAGGAAACAUCUGUGAGCGGCGUCUUCCUCCAGACUGCCUGCUGUUGGAUGUUUACAGAGUGAACCCUCACUGUGAUUGGCUGAUCAAACCCUGACACACAGCCUGUCUCACCUCCACACCU